Molecule: messenger RNA, 2016 nt
Organism: Nannizzia gypsea CBS 118893
Lineage: Eukaryota; Fungi; Ascomycota; Eurotiomycetes; Onygenales; Arthrodermataceae
Exons: 2
Coding region: 1-2016 (671 amino acids)
Molecular function (GO): metal ion binding; ATP binding
Source: RefSeq, a predicted model, not a curated record
AUGGCAACUCACCAGAGGAUCCAAGUCCGGUCCAAAAAGGACGAAUCCUUAGUACUGGACUGUUCAUGGUCUAUCAUACGGUCACCACCUGUCGGGAGCACCUGGCAGUCCGUAGACAUUGUCUUCUGUCAUUUAGCUUCGUCUGGUCGCAAUAUACCACUGGAAACACUUGACCAUGUCUCUCUUCUAUCUAUUGAUAGUGCAAAUCCAUUUCAAGAAAUUCUCUCAGAAUCUCUUAGUUCAACAAAAGCAUUGCAAUUCAUCUUGCAAUGCCUUCUCACUGCAGCUUCUUCUGCUCAUGGCCACAGAUGUUUGGCCAAAUUGGUUAUCCCCCUACGUGAGGGAUAUAUUGUGCGCUCUGAUAUUAUUCCUUUGCGACUUCGGGAUUGUCCGCAUGUUGAAGCAGCUGUCUCCUUUGCGGAGCCACUUUGCACGUUCAAAGGGACGGCAGCACUGGCUGGAGAUAAAGGAAGCAAUUUGUUAGAGCUCUUCUCAGCCGCUGCUGCUGGACUUAUCCUGAAUCCAAGUCUCGACUAUGAUUACGAUAUGGGAGUGGAAGCAGUCUCAUCGGCGGUUGAAUCUGAACUGGAGAAUAGACUGUCGCUCCCAUGGAUACUGCCUGGAACCCCCAGCCGCAAAACGCUGGUGCUUGUUGACGCAAAUACUGAUCACCCUGACCGAGGCGGUACUGGAUCAGGCUUUUAUCUUGCAGCCAUAGAAACUGGAGUUAACGUUGUGGUUAUGGAUAACGCAGGCCACUGGCUUCAGGAGUCAGACUAUGCUCACUGGCGUGAAGCCUUCAUCCCCACUAGAUUGACCAACCCAGUUGAAGAGGACCUGGCUGAUCAUAUUACGAAGUCAUUGAAAGCAUAUGGGAAGCCGGUAGAUGGGAUAGUAACCUUUGCUGACACUUACUGGCCAUACAUUGCUAAAGUUGCACAGCAAUUUGGGCUACCGACUUGUCCACCUGAAGGAUUCAAAAUAGCCACAAACAAGUACCUGACAAGCAAAUUUGUCGGCCAUAAUGCUCAUCACGCAUGCAGCGCAGAUGAAGCAUUCGGUAUCGCCAGCAAGCAUGACCUUACAUAUCCGCUUAUUGUGAAGCCUUGCGAUGGAUGGAGCUCAGAAGGUGUUUCUCGCGUCGACUCACCAGAAGCCCUGGCUCUAGCAAUCAAGUCAAUUGAUGUGUCCCGACACGGAACCGAGUUCGUCAUAGAACCAUACUGUUCGGGCCCAGAAUUUGAUGCCAAUUUCAUCUUAUUGGAUGGUGAGGUCCUCUUCUCUGAAAUAUGUGAUGACCUGCCCAAGUCAGCGGAUAUAAACAGUUCUAGCGAACGCAUGAUUACCAACUUCCACGAGCUGAACACAGUAUACCCUUCGGCGUUGCCAUCCCAUGAGAAAAAUGAGAUUCGCCAGAAUUUCUUAAACGUAUUGCUUAAAUUAGGCUUAAGAACUGGCAUCAUGCACCUCGAGGGUCGAGUCGAGAAUUCAUCGGUCGAAUAUACCUCCCGGGACGGAGUUCUAGAACUGACACCCGUUAAUGAUAAACCCACCGCCCAACCGCCAAAACCCUGGCUGAUAGAGAUUAACCCACGCCCACCAGGCAUGACAGCAUCUCAGAUAACUGAGUCUACCUAUGGGGUUGAAUACUGGGGUGUUGCUGUGCUUAGUGCUGUGGGAGACAAGGCUCGUGUAAGGGCUUUAUCACAGCCAUUCAAACAUGGAUCCCAGUAUACCAGUGUCAUGGUCUUUAUCCCUGCCGAUUUUCCCUCCACUGCCGAGGGUAUUUUUGACUCAGACGACAUCUGCAAGGAUUUGAUAGUAAGAAGGCCGGAUCUGGCUAGAAAUAUAAGCAGGGGUUCAUGUUUUAUCAAACGAGGACAGAAGGUCCCGCAUCCAAGCUCUGGUCAGAACACGUUUAUGGCGUAUUUCAACGUUUUCUCAAGGUCAGGGAGAAAGGAGGCGCUUGAAAUUGCUAGGCAGGUUAGGGAGGAGGUCCGUUAUUCAUUUAUUUAA